GUACCAUGAGCUCCCAAGACACGACAAGAGCCAUUUUUCGGCUCAAAAUCUCUCUCUCUCUCUCUCCGUCGCAAAUUGUCCUUUCAAACCGCUUAAUGGAGAUCGAUGAAUUUCAAACAACGACUCAACCUCUACACGGAUCAGAACAUCUGGUGUCUAGGGUUUCGAUUUCCUCAGUCGAUAAAGAAGCCACCAAUCAGUGUUCCAUAUCUCACCCGGAUCCAGAGGAAUUGAAGCAACAAGAAGAGGAUGAAACAGUUUGUCUCAUGAGCCAACAUAUGGCGAAGCAUGAAGAUUACAAUUGUGAGUUACGUCCACCUAAGACAGAGAACAUUGAGAAAUUGAGAUUGGGUAAACGUGAAGAUUGUAAUAUUGAAUUUCCUCAACAAGCAACACAAGAUAAUGAUAAGAACAGUUGUUUAUUGUGCCAAGAAAUGUCUGAACCUGAAGAAUGUGACUUUGAAUUGCCUCAUUGUGCACCAGAGGAAGGGCACGGGGUUCUCCUGAGCCUACAAAUGGCUAAACCUCAACAUGAUAUUGAAGUAAGUCAGCACAAAAGUGGGGAUAGCGAUCAGAAAAGUGGUUUUUUUGGCCAAGUCAUGUGUGGAUAUGAAGAAUGUGAUAUUAAAUUACCUCAAGGUGCAAUGGGGGCAAAUGGUGAUAAGAAUAGUUUCCUGGGUCAAGAAAUGGAUAACCAUGAAGGCUGUUACACCAAAUUACCUGAACAUUUGAGGGAGGAGAGUGGUGAGAAGGGAGAAUCAAAUGCCAGCCAGAAAAACCUAGGAAAAUACUUCUUUUAUGACUCACCAUUUUCUGAAGAAACAAGGGUUUGGAUUCCUGUUUCUGUUCCGCCUCUAUCUGGAAGCAAGCACGAAGAAUGGGCCAGAGGUUUGUAUCCAAGUGGGGGAUAUUUCCCAGAAGGAGACAUUGGUUGGAGUCAGUGCAUUGAUGAAGAUAAAGAGAUGUCCAUGUGGGAUGUGGUAAUUGAAAUGGUACUUGUGGCUCGGGGAAAAGUGAGUGCUUUUGCUUCUGGUGAUAUUCGGAAACAUUCAUGGAUAUCAAGCCACCUAAUUGAGCAAGCUGGGAAAGAGAUGGCUCAAACUCUUACUGAGGCCAAUUUUUCCAACACAAUGGAGAUUCUUGAAGCAGAGCCACCCAAAUGGCUGCCUGAUAGUGCAUCUUCUAGUUGUAUGCUCUGUAGCAUUCGCUUUCACCCUAUCAUAUGCACCCGGCAUCACUGCCGUUUUUGUGGAGGAAUAUUUUGUGGUGAGUGCACUAGAGGAAGGAGCCUGUUGCCAGCCAAGUAUCAUUUGAGGGAUCCACAACGUGUAUGUGAUGUAUGUUGUGUGCGUCUUGAAUCUGUCCAGCCAUACUUAAUGGAUCAAGUAAGCCAUGCUGCUCAGUUACCUACUCACGAUGUGAUUGACCUCAGCACUUUAAGUUCAUGGGUCAAUUUUCCAUGGGGUCAGUCCAUGGAAUACGAGAUUUACAAGGCCACAAACACAAUUCAAGGUUAUAAUUGUAAGGUACGUUUUAUGUCAAACCUGAAGGCGAUUCCUGAAGCUAUUCUACGAAAAGCAAAAGGCCUUGCAAUACUAACUGUUGUGAAAGUUGGCAUGAAGGUAACCUACAACAUUGGAACAGGACUCGUAAUUGCUCGUAGGGAAGAUGGCUCAUGGUCUCCGCCCUCUGCCAUAUCAUCUUUUGGUGUAGGUUGGGGUCCUCGGGGAGCUCAGGCUGGUGGGGAAUUAAUGGACUUAAUAAUUGUACUGAGAACACUUGAUGCAAUCAAGACGUUUAGUGGUGAUGCGCAUCUUUCAGUAGGAGCUGGUUUGAGUGCAGCUGUUGGCAUUGUUGAACGGGUGGUUGAAGCUGAUGUGCGAGCUGGUGGUGGUGGCUAUGCUGCUUGUUAUACAUAUAGCUGCAGCAAAGGCGCUUUUGUUGGAUGUUCACUGGAAGGGAGCAUCGUGACUACCCGCACACAAGAAAAUUCUCGAUUCUAUGGCAGCCAAGCAAUAAAUGCAUCCAAUAUUCUUCUGGGCUCCUUACCUAGGCCACCUGCAGCUGCCAUUCUAUAUUGCGCGCUUGGAGAUUUAUAUCAAAAGCUCGACAAGUGAUCGGUAUGCUGAGAGAUUUAUAUCAAAAGCUCGACAAGUGAUCGGUACACAUACGAGAUCAAUGCUGUCAUGCAACUUUCUUGCGCAGAUCUCCUUGUAAAGCGCGUUUGAAGUUUAUCUUUAUUUGCUGUAAAUAGUUCAUAUGCAAAUUAUUGUACAGUAGUUUGUGAGAAAAAAAUUCUUUGGUGAGGGCUACUUCAGUAGUGUAAGUAUAGAGAAACAAAAAUGGCAUGGUCAGAAAGCUGAUCGCAGGAUUGGGGUGUAUAUAAGUCUGGUUGUGAAUAACUCGACUGCAUUUGACAAGAAGGAAGAGUAACUGAAGAUGUAUUUGUGUCCGAAUGACUUGUAGCUAAUUUUCAUAUCUUGGUUUUUCUGUCAUCAAGAAUAGCAAAA
Rhododendron vialii is the source of this 2510-nucleotide messenger RNA. RefSeq lists its product as uncharacterized. The coding region runs from base 6 to 2117 and encodes 703 amino acids. Gene Ontology annotation, molecular function: phosphatidylinositol binding; metal ion binding. NCBI's taxonomy places the organism in Eukaryota, Viridiplantae, Streptophyta, Magnoliopsida, Ericales, Ericaceae. The record is from RefSeq and is a predicted model, not a curated record. The transcript is spliced from 6 exons.